AUGGCAGCCACGAAUCUUGGAAAGCGUACCCGCAGUACUAGUGAUUUGGAAGCGCUCCCGGUGCGCACGGCAAGCAAGCGCAGGACGGUUGCUCCCAGAGCCCACCGCGAAGUCGCCGUUCCCUCAACGCGCCGAACUCGGUCAAGUGCGAAGAAUACCAACGCAUCAGAUCAGGAAAAUGAAGAGAUUAUUAAGACGGAGAAGGUGUCAAAGCACGCGCUUCGCGAUGACCAGGACGGGUCUCCGACAAAGAUCAAUUCACAUUUUCGCACUUCCAAGCUAGUAGGAGAAGAGAAACCAGCCCCUGAAUUCAAGACUCCCUCAAAGUCGCGUUUCCGCGAUGCUUUGCAACAAUCUCCUAGCACUCCUCGGCAUCGAGUCCAAGUUGGAGCAAAGGCGGCGACUCCACACACUCCUCGCCAUAAUGACCUCCCACCUACUCCUCGCCAAAGUACGACUCCGACUAAAGCGCAAAAUGUCUAUUCCAAAGCUCGACAGUUGUUCGCACGUGGUGCCAAUUCUGGUCGGUUAAUUGGGCGAGAUUCUGAACGGGAAAAAGUGGCAACCUUUAUUGGAGACUGUGUUGAAUCGCAGAAAGGCGGCUGUCUAUAUAUUAGCGGUCCACCAGGAACCGGCAAGAGUGCCAUGGUCAACGAAGUUUGCCCGGAAAUCGAUCUGUCCAACGUCAAGGUCUCUCACGUCAACUGCGUGAGCAUGCGGAAUGCCCGAGAUGUCUACAGCAAGCUCAUCCAGGACUUUUGUGAGGACUCGGAGGUUUUCAAGAAGAGUGAGGCCGAACGAUUAAAGGCCAUGUUUGUACCAGCCAAGGCGGAUGGCUUAUACCUAGUCAGUCUGGAUGAGAUGGACCAUCUACUCAUCAGCGACUCCGGCGUGCUGCAGUCCCUGUUUGAAUGGUCCUUGAAUAAAAACUCGACCUUGAUCCUGAUCGGCAUUGCUAACGCUCUGGAUCUAACCGAUCGGUCGCUGCCGCAACUGAAGGCAAAGAACCUCAAGCCGAUUCUCCUGCCAUUCUUGCCAUACAAUGCGGCAUCAAUCGCAAAUGUCAUCACCGGCCGCCUUCGCUCUCUGCUCCCUGCCGGUGCAGACACCGAUCCAAAAUUCGUCCCUUUCCUGCAACCAGCUGCUAUUCAGCUCUGCGCCAAGAAAGUGGCAUCGCAAACCGGUGAUCUUCGCAAGGCGUUUGAACUGAUCAAACGCGCGAUUGAUACAAUUGAGCAGGAAACUAUGCAGAAAUUAGAAAAGCAACUCGCCGAGGCUGAACCGCCAUUGAUACUUUCUGAAAAUCAGAAUUUGUCAUCGCCUACAAAGGUAGUCCCUGCUCGGUCUACUUCAAUGUUGGGCUAUACUGCAGUAACAGCCCCUCGUGCAAGUAUUGCUCACAUCGCUCGUAUCACGAGCGCUGCUUUUGGGCAAGGUACUAUCCAGCGGCUCCAAAACUUGAAUCUACAGCAAAAGGCUGCUAUCUGCUCCUUGAUUGCAUUGGAGCGCAAGCGCCGGGAGCUGGAUGUCACCUUCACACCAUCAAAAUCUCGAUGUAUGGCUCCAACAGUGAAGCAGGCCUUCAAUACUUACUGUACGCUUUUACGGAACGACAACAUGCUUCAUCCUCUGACAGCCACCGAGUUCAAGGAUGUGCUCGGCAACUUGGAAACGAUGGGCCUAGUGGGCGAGUAUCAAGGCCGUGGUCGAGGAGGCACUGUUGCCGGUGGUUCGGAUGUUCGCCGUACGCCUUCCAAGUCUGGCAGUGUGAUGUCGACUCCUCACAAGGGUAUGGAUGAGCAGGGCUUAGUAUGCUUUGUUUCUCAGGCGGAAAUCGAAGGCCAGAUUGCAGGUCCCGGCGAAGGCAUCCUCAGACGACUCCUUCGCGGUGAGGGAUUGUAA
Molecule: messenger RNA, 1902 nt
Organism: Penicillium taxi
Lineage: Eukaryota; Fungi; Ascomycota; Eurotiomycetes; Eurotiales; Aspergillaceae
Product: AAA family ATPase CDC6
Exons: 3
Coding region: 1-1902 (633 amino acids)
Biological process (GO): DNA replication initiation; cell division; mitotic DNA replication checkpoint signaling
Cellular component (GO): nucleus
Molecular function (GO): DNA replication origin binding; ATP binding; ATP hydrolysis activity
Source: RefSeq, a predicted model, not a curated record